UGUUCACACUGAGCUCUACUCUGUCCUAGUGCUACAGCUACUGGCGUGACGUCAUCUGCCCUCACUGCAAUCGGAGUGACGUCACCGCAGGCUGACAGAGAGGAUAAAUGAAACCAUUGGAAUAUGGAUCAGUGUGAGGAAGCAUCUGAUAAGGACCCUGUUACAUUUGAAGAUGUUGCAGUGUUUUUUUCCAAAGGCGAGUGGGCCUUGCUGGAGCAAUGGCAGAAGGACCUUUACCGGACUGUGAUGAAGGACAAUUUUGAAACGGUUUCCUCUCUGGGUGUGCCGGCCAUCCUGCAUGGGGAGAGCCAAGAGUAUCAGCUACUAGUCAGCAUGAAGCAGGAACACAGCCUCCUGGAGAAUGAUCCUGAGGCUGUGACAAGGGCUUCCACCAAGUCUGAGAACGUAAAACGCACCAAUAGACUGAGGUUUGGCGAGAAGCAAACAGCUCUAGCAAUUUAUAGUGAACAGAAAGGCCCGUACAGGAAAAAAAUAAAGCCUGCCGGACGUGCUGCUGGUAGACUACUCUUGAGCAAUUCCAUCAAAAAUGAAGAUUGUAAAAUUGAGCCUCCAUUCACUUCUCAUCUUGGAGGAAUCAUUUCUUGUGGCGUUAAUCCAGAAAACAACUUCUCAGACACAUUUUCCCGAAAGAAGUACACAGUGAUGGAGAAGAAACGAAAAACCAUGACCACAUUUCAGAGCAAGUACAAGAAAGCAAGAGUCCGUACGCCUGGUGUUUUCUUCCCCUGCAACAUGUGCAAGAAAACCUUUAAUAAUACCUACCGUCUGAAGGUACAUUCCAGGGUCCAUACAGGAGAGAAACCGUAUACGUGCAGGGACUGUGGAAAGGGAUAUUCCAGAGCAGACUAUUUGAGAGCUCACCGUAUUGUGCAUUCUGGGGAAAACCCUUUCCAAUGUACUGACUGUGAGAAAAGCUUUAGUGAGAAAAAGAUCCUUAGGAAGCACCUGAGAACUCAGCAUCAAAAACCUGUAAGUAAUGAAAAGAAGACCACCGGACAGGACAACCCAGCUAAAAAAAUCUCUAAGAAAACUCAUUUGUGUACUGUGUGCAAUAAAAGUUUCAGCAAGUCUUAUAACCUUAAAGUUCACCAGAGAAUCCACACAGGAGAGAAACCAUACCAAUGUCCAAAGUGUGACAAGUGUUUUUCACAGAAUAUCAGAUUGAAGAUUCACAAGACUACCCAUGAGGAAUGGGCACAUGAGGCUAGCAGAUUCAAGAGGGCCAAACCAACUACCCCACUGGAGAAGUUGCACAAGUGUAGUGUGUGUGAUAAGAGCUUCAGCAAGUCAUACAGUUUGAAGGUCCACUUGAGAAUUCACACCGGGGAGAAACCAUAUGAAUGUGAGGAAUGCCAUAAAAGUUUCUCUAAGAACAACCUACUGACUGUCCACAAGAGGAUCCAUAGUGGGGAGAAGCCGUACCAAUGUAUGGAGUGCCUAAAAAGCUUCAGCGUCAUCUCCCACUUGCGUGUCCACAAGAGAACGCACACUGGAGAACGUCCUUAUAAGUGCAUGGAGUGCUCAAAAAGUUUUAGUGACUAUUCUUCAUUGGUCAGACACCAGAGGAUACACUCUGGUGCCAAGCCAUACCAGUGCAACAUAUGCAAGAAGAGCUUCCGGGAGACAUCCCACCUCACUGUGCAUAAGCGCACCCACACUGGGGAGAGACCUUACAAGUGCGCAGAGUGCCACAAAACAUUCGUUGACUGUUCCUCCUUCGUUGAGCAUCGCAGGAAUCACACGGGCGCCAGGCCAUACACAUGUGAUGUUUGCCAGAAAGGCUUUGCCAAGGCUUACACAUUAAAAAUUCACCAGCGAAUCCAUACAGGAGAAAAGCCGUAUAAAUGUGACCAGUGUCCGCGCAGCUUCAGCAUUAACUACCUCCUGAAGGUCCAUGAACGCACACAUGUUGGCAAACAAACACAUAACUCCAGCAUACAAAGCAUUAACAACAAGAUCCUCAUAGAUUAGUGUGAAAUGCAGACAGUUUCAAGGAUAUUCACUAAACUAUGUCAGUAAUUCUCCAGUGAAGUGCAAAUUGUAGGCCACAUUAGACAAACAGGAAUACUUCUCCAAGCCAGCUAUGUUUCUAAGUCAGCUAUUUUCAUCUUACAUUUCCAAACCCUGGAGAAUUCUUGACAAUUCACUGUUUAGUUAGUAACCCCCUGAUCAGGGAAAAUUUAUUAAAAAAGCAAAUAACAUUUUUAACUUGUGUAAAUAAUCCUCCUAAUUUGGGAAUAAAGUGAUAUGUGCUUUUUAAGACUCAUGUACAGCAACAACCAUGUUUCAUAUUGAAUCACACAGGCUGCAUGUUUCACCAGCGCUCAAUGCUACACAUUGCUAAGUCAUAGUAGGUGACUUGUUUUAAUUUGUAAUGAAUAGAAUGGAAGCUAACUCGGCUGUAAACCUGCAUUGUAGUUAACUGAUCUGUGAAAUAUCUGCUUUCUGGCUGACGGUCACUCAGUAUAAGUUAAGGAUGGGAAAACUACACCCCACAAUUACACCAACAGGAUCACAAGAGUAAAAGAUAAAUUGUGUAAAUUUGUAUUAUCUUAUUUAAUAAUUAUUUCUGUUAAUAUGGUAAGUACAUAAAUCUAGUGAGGGAUGUGUGCCCAGCUUGUACACAUGAGGGGGAAUGCUGUACAUGUUAUAUAUUACAGAAAAAACAAGACUGGUCUCUAGGGUAAAGAGAAACAAAGGUUUGUAAAGACUUAGGGCUGUGCCGUUGCAUUGUUUGAUAGAAAUAUGUGAUUUUUAUAUUUGUAAGAAGAAUCUUGUUUUCAAUCACCCACAGAAUCAUGGUCAGUCUGUAGAUCACGGCUA
This is a messenger RNA of Pelobates fuscus (common spadefoot toad), 2844 nucleotides long. Its product is annotated as endothelial zinc finger protein induced by tumor necrosis factor alpha-like. Lineage: Eukaryota; Metazoa; Chordata; Amphibia; Anura; Pelobatidae. The record is from RefSeq and is a predicted model, not a curated record. Gene Ontology annotation, biological process: regulation of transcription by RNA polymerase II. Bases 124 to 1992 code for a protein of 622 amino acids. The transcript is spliced from 5 exons. Gene Ontology annotation, molecular function: RNA polymerase II cis-regulatory region sequence-specific DNA binding; DNA-binding transcription factor activity.